This is a messenger RNA of Podarcis muralis (Common wall lizard), 954 nucleotides long. RefSeq names its product olfactory receptor 11A1-like. Gene Ontology annotation, cellular component: membrane. Gene Ontology annotation, molecular function: G protein-coupled receptor activity; olfactory receptor activity. Gene Ontology annotation, biological process: G protein-coupled receptor signaling pathway. The record is from RefSeq and is a predicted model, not a curated record. NCBI's taxonomy places the organism in Eukaryota, Metazoa, Chordata, Lepidosauria, Squamata, Lacertidae.
AUGCAAAGACUAGAAUGGGUAAAUCAAACCAUCAUCACAGAAUUCAUUCUACUUGGAUUUGGAGAAGUCCGGGACCUCCAGAUUCUUCUCUUUGUUGUGUUUCUAACAGACCACAUCAUGACCAUGGCUGGGAACCUGAUUAUACUUACACUAGUCAUGACAGAUCAGCACCUCCACACACCAAUGCACGUUUUCCUGGGCAAUUUGUCUUGCUUGGAGACCUGCUACAGCUCAACCAUCCUCCCCAGAUUGCUGGCCAGUUUCAUAACUGAGAACCAAAGUGUUUCUGUCUGGGGCUGCAUUGUGCAAUUUUGGGCUUUUGGGUUUUUGGCUGCAACAGAGUGCUAUCUCCUGGCAGCAAUGUCUUAUGAUCGCUAUGUGGCCAUAUGUCAACCCCUGCAUUACUCAGUCCUGAUGAAUUUCAAGCUUUGCCUCCAGCUGGUAGCUGGGUCUUGGUUUGGAGGUUUUGUGAUAAAUUCAAUCUUGUUAAUUUUUAUGGCACAGUUAACCUUCUGUGGCCACAAUGUCAUUGAGCAUUUCAUUUGUGAUUUCAUCCCCAUGACGAAACUGACCUGCAGUGAUGCACACCAAGUAGAGCUUUUAUCAACUGUCCUGUCCUCACUCUGCACCUUGCCACCAUUCGUUUUAACAAUAACAUCAUAUGUGUACAUCAUCACUACCGUUCUUGGAAUCCCAUCUACCGCAGGGAGGCAAAAGGCCUUCUCUACUUGCUCUUCUCACCUCAUUGUGGUGACUAUUUUCUAUGGCACCCUCAUCAUUGUGUAUCUUUUGCCAGACACAACUGAACUGAGAGAGCUGAAUAAAGGUUUCUCUGUCUUUUACACCAUCUUGACACCUCUGGUCAAUCCUUAUAUAUACAGCCUGAGGAACAAAGAGGUGAAGAUGGCCCUGGGGAGAGCUAUCAGAAAGUGGGCAAAUUACUUCACAUUGUAG